AAGUCAGCAGGAGCGCGCGGAAUGAUGCUUGAUCCGACGGAUUUCACCCCACACAUCAGUUGCACGAUUGAGAAGGAGGAAACUAACGAUUUUAGAUCUAAACAGGGAAUACAAUAUCUGGCUAAGUUUUGAUUUUAACGUAAUCAUCCACUUUUUUAGCAAGACGUGUACUUACACGAUUUUUAACAAGAGUCGGAUUUACCGGAAGCAAACAAAACGGUCUUUUGCGUCAUCGCGGAAUUAUACAGUUUUCCAUGAUCGUAGCGACUCAACUUUUGCAUCAUUCAGCAAGAGGUAUAUUAUCCUUGUCAUCUCACUUGCCAUCUAUAUUGCCAAGCAGGAACAUAUGAUUAUGAAUGGUCCGACGCGUCCAUUAUUAUUUCGCUGAUUGAUUUUUUCGGAGUUUAUCGAUCGAGUGUUUGUGAUUUCCAGAAGAAUUGUAAUCAAGAUUUUGAUACGAUUUUCGGAUUAAGCUGUUGCAAUGGAUAUACAUACAUCUAUAUCAUACAACACCGAAUUUUAGAAAAAUAUCAGGCCUUAUAACGCACCAGGAACUAGUUUAUCAGGGAAUAUUCCAUCCUGCAGUACGGUCGUGUUUCUAGAAUUACGCUGGUACAUGGUUUCAUAUUCUGGAUUCUUUGUCUAUAACUUAUGUUAAGUAGUGCUUGUAAUUUGUGACAUGUGAUUUACAAACUGGGUUUUAGACUUCACUUCGGGCUCUAUACAGGACAUUUUGAGCACAAAACAGAGCAAUAAUCCCCCGGAAUAGUCCAUUAGCUUUGCAAAUUAUUUUGCGAUUUGAUUUUAAAUGCUGCUCAUUUUCUCCACACUGGAUGUAUUCAAUAGACAUCGUUUGAAUUGAAUAUUCAAAUAUACUCUUCAGAAUGUAUGGCUGAACUGUAUAAAUUCGCACCUUUGAUGCAUCAGCAGUGAUCAGAGAGCUGCAAAAUGGAAUGUUUCUCUCUCUCUAUUAGCAUUGACAAACUCGGCCUCGCCUGACCAAACCUUGACAAUAGUCACCGCUUGUGUUCGCAAAUAGGCUUAUUAUAAAAAUUAUAAUAGCAAGGUAAAUAUAUAACGCCCGCCUGGAACUCUCUCCUUUUCCACUUCAUCACAGGGUUUACUUCGAAACUGACUUGCUCAUCCAACGUUCAUGUCAUCCACAUGCACUCACAAUGGAACUCACAUGUGAGUUGAUGCAACCACCAAAGGCUUGUUAAUCAUUGCUGAACCGUAACAUUCAGUGAUUCAGAUACAUUUCUACGAGCACUGAGCGUGGGAGCGGCAGCGGGGUACAAAUUGCGAGUACAUGUACACCAAAACGACAACGAUACAGCUCUAUGAAAGACAAUGCAUGGUCUUAUUGUGCAGAGAAAUACUAUAUAGGAUUAUUUGCAACGAUAUUGCUUUACAGGAGGUCGAUCUAGCUAGCUAAGUGUUCAAAAGGUUGGCCGCCGAGGGAUGCUGCGACAUCACUCUAUUCAUGCUCAUCGGAGUCAACGAACUCGAUCAUCACACCACUACUUUAUGCGACUGAAAACAUGACAGAAUGGAAACACAGUUCAUCCAUUGGAUAGCACGAAACCAUCUAGAGUAUGCAGAUUAUCGAGAGUUCAAACAAAGUGAGACAAUUAAUCGACGCUCUUCAGAAUUGCAACGAGACGUAUUCCGACAGCCAGAUGGAGGACGAUGUAUUCGUGACAGAGGAGGAAGAUAACAUAUCCCUCCAAAUCAAGGAGUUUGGAUGUCAUCUAGAAUGGAAAGAGCUCCAGAAGAUCGAUGGGUUGACUCUGAAGACUAACCAGGGAGUCCUUGCGGGUGAGACAUGGGACUACUCCGAACGCCCGACGUACUUCACUGCUGUCCGAAACUUGCAAGGGUUUAUCGAGUACAAGCUCGGCGACGAGGAAAAGGCAGAGGAUUUCUUCCAACUCGUGCUCGAUUGUGAUCCUGUCAACAUCAACGCACUGGCUAAUAUGGUGCACAUGCUGGUUGGGCAGCAUCGGAUCAGGGAAAGUCGACCAUUCUCAAGGAGAUUACGCGCCAUCUUUCUGCAAUGUGGGGAGAACUCUGGGUAUUGUCGAGGGUAUCCGCAAAGAGCGAGGGCCUACGCGGACCGCGCGCAUGCGAUACGCUACUUUGAACAAAACAAACGGUGCUUCAGGUACAUGUCGUAUGUGGAACGAGCGGCAACAUUGGGAAAAUACUGCCAACAAACACCAGGAAAAGAAGAAUGGUUUUUCGAUCACGCCCUGGCGCUCUAUAGAAGGGACGUCCAAAUGCUUUACCUUCGGAAGGUGAUGGGUGAGGGCAUCUCUGACGUCAUGCAACGGAAGAUUAAAUCGGGCUUCGAGAAGGCUGUUCGGCUAUUUUACGACGUCAUACAGAUAAGUAGAUCAACGGCGUAUCUCUCACUUUCCUGGGUGUUUAUCGGAAUACUGCUAAAUCAUGACCCUGACCAACGAACUUUAGCCAGAGUAUUCCCGAAUGACCCUGACGUUCGACACAUGAAUGCAGAUGACUGUUAUCAAAAGGGACUAUCGAUAGACGAUACCCAUGAAAUAACAACACGCAGGGUCGGUGCAGAAUACGUGAAAUUAAGGCGUUACUCGGAAGCGAAAUGCCUGCUUGACCGUUCUCUGCAAAGGUUGAAGUCUUGGUUUGGCCAUCGAUAUCGCGGUGUGCUCUAUCUGUCAAUGUUUGAAGACCAAAGACUUACUGAUCAAGACCUUGUGGCGCGAUUAGGAAUAAGGUCGAGAACAGAUCUAUUGCUUAUGGCAAAGGCAGACUUUGAAAGUGCCCAGCAAGAGCGAAGAGUUCACGCUGAUUUCUCCGAUUUGGGCCGCGUCCAUUUCCUACUCGGUGCUGAGAAGGGACGCGCGGUGGCAAAAUUCAAGAAAGCGUGUGAUAGUGAUCAGGAUGACUACUUCGAUGUCCUGGAGACCUACCGCCGAUGGGCUCAGUGCAUUGGGGAAGAUCAAGUCGAGGAUGCGGCUGAUCUACGGCGCCGUGCGGAGGAUCAUCGACAGAAGCUCAUUGCAACGCCUCUUGAUACAAACGGAGACAGUUUCAGUGACGACUUCGAGCAUUACAGUAGAAGCGCCCUCAAUGGUCAUGUGCGUCUUCUAACCGCUGCUGACUUCUGGGUGGCUUCCGCGACUGGCCGGACACGCCAUAACCCAAUGCCUUACCGGGGUCCAAUUCCAACAGGACAGAAGAAGUACGACUUCUUUUUGUCCUUCAACGAGAGGGAUCGCAUCUGGUGUCUUGCUCUUCUGAGCAAGCUAGAGACGGAGUACAAGUUACGCGGAUGCACCGAGCAGCGGGACUUUGAAGUUGGGGCUGAUCAAACCGAGAACAUACGGUCAUUUCUUCGGGAAAGUCACCGUUGCGUCAUCGUCCUGUCACCACACUUUGUGCAGGAUGGGGAGUCUAGGGCUGUCCUGCGCGAGGCCUUUCGCGUGGGCUUCAAGAGAGAUGGACCAUACGUCCUGCCCCUGGUCCUGACUGAUUGCGAGACUGACAAGUUAGAUUCAAGGCUGCAGGAGGUUCAAAGCAUCCACUGUGAACUCGGCCAAAUCCGGAUUCAUCAUUGGCAGAACUUGAUACGUUCCCUUAGACAAGGAAAGGAUCUUACGGAUGAUCGUCCCCCAAUUCUUUCCACAAUUCUUUCCACAAUUAUUGUCUUAAUGACACUCCUUUCCAUCACGAGGUCUGACUUUCCAUUAGAUUAGCAUAAAUUAAAGUAGUGUAAUAUCUAGACACUAGGAAUAUAACGGACAAAGAAAGAGGACAAAAUAUACAGUUCCCCAGGUAGACAAAGGAACAUCCCUUCACUGCUAUUAUGUAAAAAUGAGUCAAACAUGUGAAUAUGCAUGUGAUACCUGUUCUACUCAUUUUUAGAUAAUAGCAGUGAAGGGGUGUUCCUUUUUCUACCUGAGGAACUGUAUAUUUUGUCCUCUUUCUUUGUCCUUCAUGUUCAUAGGGAGAGGUACAAUGAUUAGGGAAAUGUAUAAAUUUUGUAUAUAGGUAAAUCCUUCCGAUAGCGCUGGCGCUAUAAUUAUUUUGGAAGGAGUGCUGUAUUUAUAUGAACAUUUUCAAGUCUUUGCUGGGCUCAGAGAAUUAUUUAUACUUGUUUUAAUGCUAUGUGUUCAUGUUCUGUGUAAAUAAGUUAAAUCAUGUGAAAGUAAGUUGCUUAGUGUGUGUAUUUACUAUAGUCACAUACAAAAUGCAACCGGCUGUAGACUUGCAUAUCUGCAGAAAGAAGUGAUGGUAAAUUGACAAAGUAUUUUUCCAUUCUUGUAUAAGACAAUUCCUUAAAGAAUUAUAAUUAUUUACAAGAGGUUGCGCUUCUGGGCGAAAAUUGAUCUUAACAACCUGAAACCCUUUUUUUAAUCGGAUGCGUUCUGACCUAGUACAACCGACGGAUAUUAAAUUAUGUCAAUUUCAAAGUUAUGUCAGUUUCUAUUACAACGUUAGGCCAUUUCUCUAAUGUAACUAAAUCUAUACUUGGUGCCCCGUUACGAAUUAUUUUAUUCACCAGAUACGAAUAAUUGUAUUUUAAUAGUCAGAAUGGAAAUUGCAUAUAUUAUAUGUCGUUAGGUAGGGCGAGCUAUAAUGUUUGUCAUACUUACAUGUUAUAAUAAUGAUGAUAAUAAUGAUAUUCGGUUCUUGUAUAGCGCAUAUCACAUUUAAACGUCUCUAUAUGCGUUUCCAAAUUUGGAAUAACAACUAAUGCAUGCAAUUAUAUUGUUGACUAUAGAGAUACAUUAUGUAACAGGUGAAUGCAAGAAUUCGUAUAGAGGCGCUUCACAAAGGAAAAUGCAUAAAUUUGGUUACAUUACGAAAAUAGCCUAUUGCAUGACCAGUCCUCAACUUUAUGUUUGAAAGUAAUUCCGUAUUGGACUAUUAAUAGUUUGCAGUAGUAGUACAUAGAAUGACCAGGCCCCCAUUUCACAAAACUUUUCACCAGUGACAAAUGAUUUUGUUUUUUAUAAGCUAGUCAAAUCCUUACUUUUGAUUGGUUACCAGCAGAUUUGUCACUGAUUUUUGUCAUUUAUCAUUGAAAAGAGGCUUUGUGAAACGGGUCCCAGAUGAAAUAGAAACAAAAUGGCAUAGAACCAUGUUAACAAUAGAGAGGACAAAAUAAAUCAAAUUAUUGUGGGAUAAUUCACAGUAUUAUCGUGUUAAGGUAACUUGUGCUGAUAAAAAUAUUGUGAACUGUUUGCGAUAUGGAUAAUACGGGGUAUUUAUGAUGUGUUCAUUAACAACUAUAUGGCUGAAUUGUUUUUAAAGUUUAUUAUAAAAGAUGUUUGGAAUUUGUAAGCCUUUCAUUAUAUUAUGACAGAGUGUAGAAAUCGUCUCUUGAGACGAUUAUUUCCGGGACCUUAAGUACACGAAAAUUUAAACAUUGUCAUUGUUUGAUUGCAUACAUUGAUGUAUGUAAGUAGGGCCCUCGGUAGUGAUAGUCCAGUCUUACUUUUGACAGCAACAGAAUUGUUUAACUUUUCAUUCACUUUUGAUUGUUAUAGUUAUGAGACAGUCGAAUAAUAGUAAAAUCCAGAUAGAAUAAGAGGAGGCGUAAUGGCUCAGUGGUAGAGCAGUGGUCUCAUACCCGGGAGAACCAGGGUUCGAAACUAAUUAUGCGCUACUGCCCUUCGGCAAUGCGUUAGUCCUAAUUACCAAGUCCACGGAGAGGACUUAAAGCCGUCGGUCCACUGGUUGCUUACUUACAUGCAAGCACAUGCUUUCUUAGCAGUCGGGUAAAACAGCCAAACUAACCAACCCCUAAAAUGAAAAAAUACAUAAACGAAUGAAAAUGCAGCAUACAACAUGAAUACAUACAGUUAACAGCUAAAUUAUUCAUACGCUUACCUAGUUUUAUAAUUGUUUAAGUAUGUGAAAAACUAAUUUGACCCGAUUUAUUUUCUUGAGAAUGUCAUAUGAAAAGUAUAGCUUCCAUCUAAAGGUAUUCAACAAAGGCCUAAUUCAACCAGUCCACCUUUUAUUCUUGAGGUACGAAAUACAAAAAAAAGCAAACAUCAAAUUUACAAGGGGUGUCAAUAGUUUAGUUGUUAACUGUUAAAAUAAAACAAAAGUAAAUCAGUUUCAUAUACAUAUAUAUACAAUGAAUUGUUUCAACAUCUUGCAUUUUGCUCCCCUCCCCUUUCUCUGAAACUCUCUAUUUACCUCUCUGUAUCUCUGUUCCUCUUUGUGUAUAGCAUUCGUUCAUAGCUCUCCCACACACUCCUCUUCCCUCUCCCUGUCUUCUUAUCUGUCUCUCCUCUUUCCUUCUCUUUCCCGCUCUUCACCUUUUGUCCAUCUCUUACUCGUUUUAUCUAUAAUUAAUUAUGUAUCGUACUCUUCUCUAAAAUUCUCUGUCUCUUUCUUUCUCUCUCUCUGUAUCUCUUUGUGUAUAGCAUUCGUUCAUAGCUCUCCCACACACUCCUCUCACCUCCCCCUGUCUUCUUGUCUGUCUUUCCUCUUCUUUUCCGCUCUUUUAACUUUUGUCCAUCUCCUUCUCUUUUUAUUUAUAAGUUUUCGCUCGCUAUCUGUUUUUCUGUCCCUCUCUCGGUCUGUAUAUCUUUCCUCUUUCUCAGUCUACCCCUUCCUACCUAUGAUUUUUUCCACUUAAUUCCUUCUCCUUUUGGGGCAUUUAUAUAACUCUCUGUCUUCAUAUCUUUUUAUCAUUAUGUCUGUAUCUCCCUCUUUUACAUAUAGUUUGAUUGAGUUAUGGAAUUCUCGCUCCCUCACCUUUUCGCUGUAAGAUAUGAUUAUGAGACGAUGAGAAUUAAAUUCAAUGCAAAGGGAAACGAAAAUAUAACUUAGGCCAACUGAAAAGCAAAAAUUCUAGUCAAUAUUGAUCGUCAUGAUUGUUCCCUUUGUUCUCGCUUAUGGUUUUCAGUUUCGAUGGGAGUACAAUGACUGCAUGUAGCCAGACACGAUGAAAGGGAAUUCCCCAUCUCUAGUUUACUUGCAGUUUCAUGUGCAAUUGUCAACAUGUUUGAUGCUGUAGUGUCUGUCGUCUGUCUUAUGACGUUGUUAAUGCUAAUCUUGAGCUCUGGUAUGGAAAUCGUAUUUUGAGAGAAAAUUGCUCUGAAUUAUUCUGGAUUAUUUAUCCUGCAGUAGAUCGAUUGUUUGAACCAGUAGAAUAAAAGAUAACC
Strongylocentrotus purpuratus (purple sea urchin) is the source of this 7163-nucleotide messenger RNA. RefSeq names its product tetratricopeptide repeat protein 22. The transcript has 2 exons. Bases 1596 to 3734 code for a protein of 712 amino acids. Gene Ontology annotation, biological process: signal transduction. NCBI's taxonomy places the organism in Eukaryota, Metazoa, Echinodermata, Echinoidea, Camarodonta, Strongylocentrotidae. Gene Ontology annotation, molecular function: protein binding. The record is from RefSeq and is a predicted model, not a curated record.